Messenger RNA from Linum trigynum, 908 nucleotides. The record is from the annotation of a GenBank genome assembly. NCBI's taxonomy places the organism in Eukaryota, Viridiplantae, Streptophyta, Magnoliopsida, Malpighiales, Linaceae.
GCUCCGCCGAACAAAACCUACCCCCAACGAAUCUCCGAUUACUUCACUGCCCCGCUUCCUCUUUCCCCCAAUUCGAAUCAGCCACUCAAAGAACCCAAUUCCCCCCACCUUCCCCGGAAAACCGCCACCGCCGGCCUUCCUUCAAAUGGGCACCCGAAAACUCCCCCGAUGGAGCUGGGCCUCAUUCCUCGCCGGCGGAGCAUCCGCCGUCGCCGCCGCCGCCCUCCUCCGGGCCAAGCCCCAGGACCCGACGUUCCACCUGAUCUCCAUCAACCUCGGCUCCUUCAAGCUCAACUUCCCCGUCCUCGACGCCGAUCUGACCCUCACCGUCCACGUCACCAACCCCAACAUCGUCCCCGUCCACUACUCCGCCGCCACGCUGUCGAUCUACUACGACGGGUCCCUACUCGGGUCGGCCCGGGUCGAGUCCGGGUCGCAGCCGGCCCGGUCCUGCCGGCUGAUCCGGCUCCCCGGCCGGCUCGACGGGCUGGAGCUGGCCCAACACGCGAAGCGGUUCCUCAACGACGUCGCUUCGAGGGAGAUGGUGCUGGAUGCCAGGGUGGACGUCGGUGGGACCGCCAAGGUGCUGUGGUGGUGGGACCACCGGUUUGCCGUCCACGUGGAAAGCAAAGUGACCGUCGAUCCGCUGUUGCUGGACGUGGUCGAUCAGGAGAACAAGUCCAAGAUUGAUCUUUUACCUGCUUAGUUAGUCGUUAGCUUUGUGUUGUUGGUUGGUAGUUGAUACAAUUGUAAAGAAAUCUCUUGUCACAAAAAGAUUGGAAUUUGGAAUUCUCAUUUUGCAAGGAGGAAAUUCGAGGGUUGUAGAAAUUCGAACACAUGACAUUUCGUUUCUAUGCUCUAAUACCAUGUUAACAACCAGUUGCUUCCAAUAACUCGAGUUAUUGAGA